Molecule: messenger RNA, 2502 nt
Organism: Rhipicephalus microplus (southern cattle tick)
Lineage: Eukaryota; Metazoa; Arthropoda; Arachnida; Ixodida; Ixodidae
Molecular function (GO): protein dimerization activity
Source: RefSeq, a predicted model, not a curated record
AUGGCCGAUUUCUGUAGCGACGAUUCCCAGCCACUCGUGGUGGACCUUCAAGAGCACCGGAGCACCAUGGUCACCUGUUCGCCGCCAUCUUCCGCAUCGAACGCCUUAAUCCAGAGGCGCGCCUUCGCCAGGGGUCCACCUCCGGCGUCCUGGCGCCGAUUCUACAUCACCAGGAUUGAAGGUACGAGGCUGAUUGGAACUUGUCUGCUCUGCAACGAAUGCAUCCGGGCCACGGCAGGCGUCUCCUCAAACCUGCUGCGGCACCUCAAGCGGAGGCACUCGCGGGAGCUGGACAUCGCCCUCAACCUCCAAAACAGCAAACAACGACGAAAGCAUGGUUCAUCGGCGCCGACGUUGUCCUCCCCUUCUCCCUCCCCGGUUAAACAAGUACCGGCGUCGUCAUCCACGAGUGGAGACGUCGUACUGGCCAGGACGCCUCUGCCACCCCGUGUGCCUACGAGAGACCCUCUUUCCUCCACGGGCAGCUAUAUCCUGUCAGACAUGCCGGAGCACGACGCCGUGGUGGACGACCAGAACUUGAGGUUCGCCUGGAGCCUGGACUCGGUGGGGGCGUCGGGGCCUUCGAGUUCUUUUGUCCCGACUCAGUCGGACAACCAUCAAGGAAUGGCAGUGCAGACGAUCAGCAGGUACACGUCGCCGGUUGUCACGCCGGUCAACGAGUGCGAGUCCUCGUCUGCGGGCAGUCCGGCAACGUCUUCCGUAGCUACGGCAACUCCCAGCGUCGUCCUGGACUGCCAGGAUGAUUCGCCGAGGAGUCGCCGCAACGAUAUCAACGACGCAGUCUUGGGACUCGUGUGGCGUGACCUGGAACCGUUCGAGGUGGUGCACAGGCCGGGCUUUCUGCAGCUGAUGAAGGCCGCAGCGCCCGACUACGAACCUCCGACCGCGGAGAAGUUGGCGGACUUGCUGCUCCCUCGGCGACUGAGCCAACUGCAAGACUCCCUGUCGCCAUCCAUUCACAGGGCCACCUCCGCCGACUUCGUCUCGGCGGUCAUCGGCGUCUGGCUGGGCGAGGCGGAUGACGUGUACGCGAGCGUCGACGUGUCUUACGCGACGCGUCACUUCAAGACCGAGAGGAAGAGCGUCGCCUUCAGGAGGGUCACCGCUGACCAGGACGCCACCGAUGCCAUCCGAGAUGUCUUCGAGUCUGCGCUACGGCAGUGGAACAUUGACAAAAAGCGCGUCAUGCGAGUUCUGGUAGACAGUCCAGCUCGCACGGCCAGGACCUUCUCGUUCCCCGGCUGGGCUAGCGACUCGAACCGCGGAGGAGGAGACGAGGGAGGCGCCGUGUCCUCGUGGUCUUUGGAGUCGGCAGAGUUCGACCUCAGCCACGAAAUACUGCAAGAGCUAGACGCGUCUGAGCCGGACUGGUCCAUAAGCACCGACUACCGCCUACACUGCGCCGUGCGGAGCGCAUUCGAUGUGGACCAGGACGUGAUGAGCCUGGUGGCCCGGUGCAGCCGCGUCGUGUCCGGCAUCAAGUGCAGCGCCAGAGACGCGGCGACCGUGGCCGGGGUGACGGGCGUGUCCUUCCCUUUCCCGUCCAGCUACUCGGACGAGUGGACCUCGCAGCUGGACUGCCUGCGCGAGCUGUGCUCGGUGCUCACGCAGCACGCUGACCUGCAGGAGCGCAUCUACGCCUGCAAGGAGGUGGGCCUGACGGCCACCGACGUGACGCUCCUGCAGGACUUGCUCGAAGUACUGGCGCCGCUCGAAGAGGCCACCAACGCGCUGCGGCAGCCCCACGAGACGGUGGGAUUGGUGCUGCCCGCGCUGAGAAACCUUCAGGUUAGUCUGACGCGGGCGGUGACGAGAGACGGCUUCCAACUGAAAACGAUGGCCGAGAACCUGCUGCGCAGCGUGGAGACGCACUUCACCAACUCGUGGAGCGACCCGGUCCUGCUCGCGGGCGCGCUACUCGAUCCCCGCUUCAAGACCAGCUGGUGCGACGACCAGACCGCUUGCAAGAUGAAGGAGGCCAUCGAGAAACAGCGCGCCGCCCUAAACAUCGAUCCUCCCUCUGCGGUCACCGUUCAACGCCGAUACGCCGACGCCGGGAACAAGGGCCAGAAGCUCUUUCGGAACAUCCGGAACCUGGACAGUUCAUCGACUCAGCAACCGGGACCCACGACGCCGCUGGGACAGGAGCUGUGCCUGUACCUGUCCGAAGACACGAUGGAAGACAUUGUGACGCCCCUAGCUUAUUGGAGGGCGAACCAGCCACGUUUUCCACUCCUGGCUAGGCUGGCGCUGUCGGUGUUUGCGGUUGGUGGUGCGUCCGCAACAGCAGAAGAGGUCGCUUCCGUUACGGCCGCGAUUCAAGCGGCGCGUCGGCAUCGCUUUACCGACGUGCAGCUGGAGCAGGUCAUACUUCUGCGAAGACAUCUGAUGUAGCGUGAUCUUGAAGUAUCGGGCUUGCUGGCCAACAAGCUUCGUCGCAUAAGUAUUCAGGGGACACGAUUUCCUUGACCAAGUUCGGAG